This is a messenger RNA of Beauveria bassiana ARSEF 2860, 1419 nucleotides long. RefSeq names its product SAM domain-containing protein. The transcript has 3 exons. Gene Ontology annotation, biological process: signal transduction. Gene Ontology annotation, molecular function: protein binding. Bases 1 to 1419 code for a protein of 472 amino acids. The record is from RefSeq and is a predicted model, not a curated record. Lineage: Eukaryota; Fungi; Ascomycota; Sordariomycetes; Hypocreales; Cordycipitaceae.
AUGGCUUUUGAGAGCGGCACCGCCUACGCAGAAUCGGAUGCCGACGACGAGUAUGAGCGCAGCAUGGGCGGUCACUCUCCCGUAGGCGACUCGGAAGCCUCUCCCAUCGAUUCUGAGCUCUCGACGUCUGCUGAACACACGCCCACAACAUAUGGCCGCCACAGCACCACCGACCGCCUGCCCGAGACAAUCAUCUCAGAAUGGACCGCCGACGAAUGUGCUGAUUUUAUCAGCACCAUCGGCCUCUCCCAGUAUGCCGAUCAUUUCAUCGAAAACGAAAUUGUCGGAGAGGCCCUGGUCGCCCUGCUUCAUGACGAUCUCAAGAGCAUGGGCAUCGCCAGUGUCGGCCACAGAUUAACCAUCCUGAAGAGCGUUUACGAUGUGAAAAAAGCACAAGACAUACCCUUGGAAUCGGAUCACUAUUUACCAAUGUCUGCUGAUGCCGAAGCACAAUACGCCACAGCGACACUGAACGAUAUCAAGCACCUAGUCGAACAGCUCAGACUGCGCGAUGAGCGCAUGAAUCUACUUGAAGGGGACCUGCGACGUAUGACGGACGACUUUCGACGGUUACGCGAAGAUGUUUUGCCUGCUCUGAGAAUCGCCAAGGAUGCGCAGCAACCGCUACCCAACGUCACUCCCAGCAGCCAAGGAUACACAUUCGAGGCUGGCAACAUUUCGAGCCCUGGUCCGACGCCUCCAGGCGGCAGCACCGGUAUUGGCGGUGUAAAGCGCCAAUAUUCGCAACGCAAAAUCCUGAUAGGAGCCACGCCCAAGAGUUCAUCGCCCACACAGGCCGGCCACGAAAGAAGCAUUGCCGAGCAAACUCUGGAUCCCACCAGCGCCGCGGAACGCGCUGUUCUCUCGUCGACCCAUCUUGCCGCCAUGAACGGCUCUGGCCACAACGCUUCAUCUCCCGGUUACUCGCCCAACAUGCCCUCUCCCACGUCACCUCAAAAUUACCUAAGCGGCACCACGCUCGCAUCGCGCUCCUAUCGCAGCGACUCGGCCGCACCCUCGAUACGAAAUUACAGCGACGCCGGUGCGCAGCGACGGCGCGAGACGCCCGUCCCCGAUACCCCGAACCAUCCGCCCGGCUCGGUAGAAAUCUUCAAGUCGUUCCGUGUCUCUAUGGAAGACCCGUGCUACAAAGUUCUACCGGCGGCGCUGCGCAAGUACCAAAUUAAAGCCCCUUGGGACCAGUACGCGUUGUAUAUCGUCUACGGCGACCAGGAGCGUUGUCUGGCCAUGGACGAGAAGCCUUUGAUUCUCUUCAAGCAGCUGGACAAGGAGGGAAAGAAGCCCAUGUUUAUGCUGCGCAAGACGACAAGCGCCGCGGUGGACGGCGACCCAGGGAGCGCGGGAGGCGGUGCGAGAGGCACAUCUUCGGGUUAUGACCCGCCCGGUGGUAUCAUCUAA